AUGUCAAACCAGAAUUACUACGGCGCUCCCGGUCGUCAAAGCCAGCAACAUUACACGCAUUACCCUUCCCAGAGACCUGCAUCGACUGGCCCCGCUGCGCAGUACGCCUCCCAGAGUCACCCCGUAUCCCAGUCAUUCUCGUCAUACUCGGCGCAGGCAUAUGCCCCCUCCGGGACGUAUAACCUUUCAGAUUAUUCAUACGGUUCGACAAACUAUGGCGCUGCUUCCGGGACAGCUGUUGCUGCAAGAAAUAAUGCUUCUGCAGACUUGCAGAACCUAGCAUAUGCGUCUGGUCUUCAUGAUACUGUCCAGCGCGCCGCUGCACAGUCGAGCGCAGCAAACCAAGCUGCAUCCGCAACCCAGUCGCAGCAUGCCUCAUACCCCAACGCCUCUUACACCACUUACAGCCAACCACGCCCAAAGAGCGUGAACUCUCUUGUAGGAAGGACUGAACAGCGAUCUUCCAACCAGCUGAACCCUUCUAGAUCGCCUCUCCCAAAAACGGGUUUCCAGACCUCUGCGUCUCCUCACCCCGGCGCUCAACAACGUGCCAUAACUUCACCGCAGAACCCCGCCGCUUAUCGCAAGCCGUCGGCGGUACAGCAAGCCUCAGUGCAGACGUCUGACCACCCUGCCCGUACCUUACCAACCGUGACACAACCACAGGCAGUGUCAACUUCGGCCGCGUAUCAGUGGGGUAGCCAGCAGCACGCACACUCAGAUACAGCUGGGUCGCGUGAUUUUGAAACCGUCGACCCAACACAGGUUUACGACCCGUGGCCGGAGAUUCAACGGAAACGCGAGGCCGCGCGCGCCGCAAAAGCAUUGGAAGAGCGCGCCCAGGCGGAGCGAGAGAGGCAGGCACGUGAGAAGGCAGAGAGGGAAGCCCAGGAAGCUAGGGAAGCCGAAGAAGCCCGCAGGAAGGCAGAAGAGGAAGAGAAAGCGCUGCAGCACAUGCGGGAGGAGGAGAAAAGGAGAGAGGCAGAGGCUGCCCAGCAAGCCCAGCGCGAAAACGACAAACGGAAAAAAGCGAACACCAAAUCCAAGAUGGCAAAAGCUGUGGCUGCAGCAGCGUCCUCUUUGCCCGCUCAAGCCACCUCGACAGAACCAAAUGUUGAGGCGCAAAUGAGAGCCUUGAUGGCGCAAAUGAGACAGUUGAACAAUCAAGAUCCGGCUCUCCUCGCAAGAAUAUGGGAGGAAGAACGACAGAAUCAUUCGCAGCCAACUCAAUCAACCCAACCAGCUGUCCAGUCACCAGCGCCCUCGCAGAAGCCUAGCAGAACAACUGCUCAAAAUAAAGCGUCGACAAGCCAACCGCGGCUGAGCUCACAUGCGCAAACUUCGACCACGCCUGCUCCUCCCGUUCAUACUCAGCAGCCCCCGCAAGAACCUCAGACACAGCAUGUACCCCAGCAGCCGCCGCAACGCCAACCACAACAGCAGCCCGACCGGGAAUUACAGCAACAAACCACAAACCCUCCACAGCCAAACAAGCGAAUGCCGCCGACUGGCACAACGGCGUGGCCAAACGAUAAAAAGGAUCAAAUCUCGAAGGCAGCAGCCGAUUGGCUCAAUGCUAUUCCAGAGAAUCACAACAAGCAGGUCACACCCCAGGAAAUCCUGGACUUACUCAAUCGGAACCCAAGGUACAUAGAAUUAUCUGUACCUGAUAUCAACAAGCCAAGCCAAAAUUCGACACAGGCUGGCCAAGCCAAUGGCAGAGCACCACCUUCCUCUGCAGAGAAUGCCAAGACCUCAGAGCUGCCAGGCCGAAACCCCAAUUAUCAUACCAACUACUCGAAUGUUCCGACCAGUCGUCCGAGCACUGUCGGCGAACACUUGCAAAGCGUCCAAUCACCGUACCCGGCUUUGGACCAACCUCAGUAUCGAAGCCCGUACUUUGUUCCCACAACUACCGGCACGCCGACUGUUGUCCAAACCGCAUUAUCAACCCCUCCUCCACAGGUUCCUGUCGCGCCUAUGCAUCAUACUAGGCAUGACAGGCAGAAUUCUGGAAGUAGGCAAGGCUCGUCGCAACGAGAGGAUAGCCAAAAAACCGCGACAAAAGCUGAUGCGGCAAGAAAACGAAACUUUAAUGAGAUCGUCGAUCUGACGCUACUCUCUGACGAGGACGAGCCGCCUGCUAAGAAGCAGGCCGGAUUUACUAGUGACAUUGCGCCUGCCUGGGCCGCUCCGCCGGACUCAAUAUUUCACCAAUACCCACCUAACCCAAGCAACUUCUACAACGCAAACUUACCAACAAUGGUCCCCGUCGACGAUAAGACCAAAAACAUGGAUGUUGUUCAACCGUUGGGUCGGAAGUAUGCUCUACGCAGGUCAGCAUACGAGGUGAAGACCAUCGCUCGCGACGUCCUAGUCGCAACUGGCAAGCACCCAGAAAUGAGGCCCCUCAAUGGGCACCUUGAGAUCCUCAAGGAAAACUUCAAGCGAGUCGACAACACUUCGGAUCUGAGCACGCUUAGAUGGGAUCUCAUCGAUCCAGGCGAUCCGCCUCCAGAGGCGCUUACGCCGAACGCAAUAGAGAUAGAGGACGAAGAUGCAGACGAUGAGGAAGAGGAUGUACAAGAACAACCUCAUCCGCGCCCGACCCAACCUGAACCGAAAGCCGCACCAUCCUACCAGGCAAGCCCAUCUAACCUGCAGGCCGUACCCUCCCGUCCUGUCCCGUCGCCUACUUCUCAGCAAAUGUCGAAACGCAAAGGCCGGCCUCCCAAGCUCAGCGCGCCAGGAGCCACUGACGCACGUGACGCACGUGCCACCCCAUCUACUCGCGACCGGGAACGCGAACGCGCUUCUUCUUCAACUUUCAGUACGCCCAACAAAGAUCAAUCACCAAUGGCGAGCACUCCUGUCGGAUAUUCUGCAUUUCGCCAGAGCGAAUAUGGGCCUGAUGGACAACCUCUCCCCAAGAAAAAAGGCCGGCCCGUCGGUUGGCGCAAGUCACUGCACUCGAAGGAAGCGCAAGCAAAAGCUGCCGGCCUACCGCCCCAGCCGUUUUCGGCAUCUCGUGCCUCGGCAUCACGACCAAGCGGCCUGCGCGCUUCCCAAUCAUCCAACGGCGUGGUUUUGAUCGAGUCACGCUCACCUGAUGUGUCGGCAAGCACGACAGGCCCGGUUUCCUACAUCGUUUACAAAUGCGAAUGGGAAGACUGCAGCGCUGAACUGCACAACAUGGCAACGCUGAAGAAGCACGUACAGAAAUUCCACCAUGGUCAGAACGCGCAACAAAAAUGGCCUUGCUUCUGGUCCGGCUGUGAGGAAAACGAACGCUACAUUGAUAAGCGCACAGGGAAACCGAAUGGGUUUCGGGUCGAGGAGGACCUGGAAGAUCAUAUUGAGUUCGCCCACCUGGGGCCGAAGUUGUGGCAGCUUGGGGAUGGUCAUGCGGGCGGACUUUCGGAGUCCCAUGACUCCGCGAGCGAGGCGUAUCUAUCAGAUACCAGAACGGGGAAAAUAGUUACACCGCUCGUAGCACCUUCCAAGGAAGUGCUCGCUGCAGUUAUGCCAGCGCUAUCGCCGGUUCCGAGGCGCCCCGGCAGACCAAAUAUCAAAACUGAUGAGGAGAGGGCCUUGGAUUUCCAGGCAGCCCUUGAAAGGAAGAAGAAACUUGUCGGACCUGGACUUGAUCGUGGGGGUGCAAGGCUCCCGAACCAGAAAAGAAGAAUGGGGUUCAUUGACGACGAGGACUUCGAAGAAGUCGUAAGCGACAGCAAUUGA
This is a messenger RNA of Lasiodiplodia theobromae, 3738 nucleotides long. Its product is annotated as Zinc finger C2H2-type protein. The record is from RefSeq and is a predicted model, not a curated record. The transcript has 5 exons. NCBI's taxonomy places the organism in Eukaryota, Fungi, Ascomycota, Dothideomycetes, Botryosphaeriales, Botryosphaeriaceae. The coding region runs from base 1 to 3738 and encodes 1245 amino acids.